Molecule: messenger RNA, 2094 nt
Organism: Eucalyptus grandis
Lineage: Eukaryota; Viridiplantae; Streptophyta; Magnoliopsida; Myrtales; Myrtaceae
Product: polypyrimidine tract-binding protein homolog 3
Exons: 15
Coding region: 277-1614 (445 amino acids)
Biological process (GO): regulation of RNA splicing; mRNA processing
Cellular component (GO): nucleus
Molecular function (GO): mRNA binding
Source: RefSeq, a predicted model, not a curated record
GGUCUGCUUCUCGAGUCGAGAGCGUGGAGGGGAAGAAGGACCGUUAAAAAUGGCGAAUUUAGGGCUUUUCUCUCACUCCGAUGUCAUCAUCUUCUCCUUCCGCAAGAGCCCUCCCUCCCCACCAGCCAAGCCGUACGUGACCAGAGCCUAAAAAGCUCUGCUUAACUUCGAUCCACUCCCUCCCUCUCCCUCUCCCUCUCCCCUCCCUCCCUCCCUCUCUCGCUCGCCUUCGCAUUUCCACCGAGCACCCUCAAGGAAUCGCCGGUGGGUGAAACGAUGGCCGAGGCUUCCAAGGUGAUUCACAUUCGCAACGUGGGUCAUGAGAUUUCCGAGAACGAUUUGCUUCAGCUCUUUCAGCCGUUUGGAGUCAUUACUAAGCUUGUAAUGCUCCGUGCAAAGAAUCAGGCUCUCCUCCAAAUGCAGGAUGUACCAUCUGCUAUCAAUGCUAUGCAGGUUUACAGCAAUGUCCAGCCAACAAUCAGGGGUAGGAAUGUGUAUGUCCAAUUUUCAUCCCAUCAAGAAUUGACUACUGUGGAUCAGAACACUCAGGGUCGAGGAGAUGAGCCAAAUCGAAUUGUCUUAGUAACUAUACAUCACAUGCUAUACCCUAUAACGGUGGAAGUGCUGCAUCAAGUGUUUUCUCCUUAUGGAUUUGUAGAGAAGAUUGUCACCUUUCAGAAGUCAGCUGGUUUUCAAGCCCUUAUCCAGUAUCAAUCACGACAGAGUGCUGUCUCAGCUAUAACGGCUCUUCAGGGACGUAAUAUUUAUGAUGGUUGUUGUCAGCUGGAUAUCCAGUACUCUAAUCUUGAUGAGCUGCAAGUGAACUUCAACAAUGAACGGUCAAGGGAUUUUACAAAUCCAAAUCUGCCUGCAGAACAGAGAGGCAGAUCAUCACAACAAGCUGGAUAUGGGGAUGCUGGAGGUAUGUAUCCUUUUCCAGCUUCUGGAGCCAGUACAGUCGCAUUUCCACAGGUGCCCAAUGCUGCAGCAAUUGCAGCUGCCUUUGCAGGAGGCUUACCCCCCGGAGUUAGUGGGACAAAUGAUAGGUGUACUGUCCUCGUCUCCAAUCUUAAUCCUGAUGGAAUAGACGAGGACAAGCUUUUCAACCUUUUUUCUCUUUAUGGAAAUAUUGUCAGGAUUAAACUUCUUCGAAAUAAGCCAGAUCAUGCACUUGUUCAGAUGGGUGAUGGCUUCCAGGCUGAAUUAGCAGUACACUUUCUAAAGGGGGCCAUGCUUUUUGGGAAGCGAUUGGAGGUUAAUUUCUCAAAGCAUCCGAACAUUACUCCUGGUGCUGAAACACACGAGUAUAGCAAUUCGAAUCUUAACCGCUUCAACCGUAAUGCGGCAAAGAACUACCGGUAUUGUUGCUCUCCUACGAAGAUGAUCCACCUCUCCACUCUUCCCCAGGAGAUUACAGAAGAGGAGAUUGUGACACUCCUGGAGGAGCACGGUGCCAUUGUUAGUACCAAGGUUUUUGAGAUGAACGGGAAGAAGCAAGCCCUAGUUAUGUUUGAAACCGAGGAGCAAGCCACCGAAGCUCUUGUGUGCAAGCAUGCCAGCUCUGUGGCGGGGUCCAUAAUCCGAAUUUCCUUCUCUCAGUUGCAAGCUAUAUGAGGGAAGACAGCAGUUCAAGGUGAUGAUCACGAUGUCACGAUGCCUGCAUCGGGCUUAGUUUUCUUAGGACCCUUUAUUUAGAGGAUCUGUUAAGGUUACUAGCUGCUUGGACUCAAUCACGAGAUGAGAAUUUAAUGGCUUCUUGCAUGGAAGGUUGCUCCGUCCGACGAUGGCUCGGGCGAAUUCUUGUCUUCUCUCGUACUUGUACCAGCAUUUCCAUUCCUGUAUUUGUGCCAAUCUCCAUCCUUUUGUUGAACUGUUAACCGUACUUUUUUCGAUUUUGGGGAUUUUCCAUUGAGCUCUUUUGCUCUUGCCUUAUGAUAUGGAAGCAACUUGCGUACAUAAUCCUUGCUUUGGCGAGCUAAAAAUUCCUUGAGGCUAUAACUAGUCUUUUGGAGACGGCCAGAUUGGCUCUUUGUAUUUCUGGCAACCUUUGCAUUUGGAGAUUAUUGAACUUGGGAAAUCGGUGAUUCAUGGUUU